AAAUUUUAAGGGUUUAUCUCCAGUGAAAGAACCAAAACGAAGAAAUCAUUUGAAGGAGAACGGAAAUUUUGAAACAAUAUCUCCUGAAAAGAAGUAUAAUAAAACAGAUGAUCCUUUAAAAUUAGAAGCAGAGAUGGAAUCAAAAGGCUCAAACCAGCCUAAAAAGAAACUUACUCCUUGGAGACAUCAAAGGCUUGGGAAGGUGAAUUCUGAAUAUAGAGCAAAAUUUCUGAGCCCAGCCCAGUAUUUAUAUAAAGCUGGGACUUGGACACGUGUGAAGGAAAACAUACCAAAUCAGGGUUCUCUAAAUGCCAUGUGGUAUGCGGAGGUUAAAGAACUCCGAGAGAAGGCUGAGUUUUAUAGGAAACGAGUUCAGGGAACUCAUUUUUCUCGGGACCAUCUGAAUCAGAUUCUGUCUGAAAACAACCACUGUUGGGAUGUCUCCUCGACCACGAGCUCAGAAGGAACCAUUAGUAGCAACAUUAGAGCACUAGAUCUUGCUGGAGAUCCUACAAGCCAUAAGACUUUGCAGAAAUGUCCUUCUACAAAACUAGAAGAAAAAAGACCUAUCUUGGAAGAACAGCCCCAGAAAACUACCACAGAGAAAUUGGGUGUGUCAGAUGCUCCCAUACCUGUUAGAAGGCGUCUGGCUUGGGAUGCAGAGAACACCACUGAAGACACACAGAAACAGCCAAGAGAGGAGGAGGAAGAGGAGGAAAGGGACAAGCAGGUUAAUGUGGGAGAACUAGAGAAGUUGGAAGUACAGGAAAAAUCUAAAGCAGACAAGAUAAAAGAAGGGUCGGAGUCGUCUUCUGUGUCCUCAGGAAAAGGAGGCAGGCUUCCUACUCCGAAGCUAAGAGAACUUGGUGGAAUCCGGAGGACUCAUCACGAUCUUACCACUCCAGCUGUUGGUGGUGCUGUUUUAGUGUCUCCAUCUAAAGUGAAGCCUUCAGUUGCAGAACAGAGAAAAAGAAUGUCCUCUCAGGAUGGCUUAGAAACUUUGAAGAAUGAUUUUAGGAAGAAAGAAAGUCGUGCUAUAUCCCUCCUGACUUCUCCAGCUGCUGGUCUAAAAACAAUUGAUCCCUUGCCUUUGAGGGAAGAUUCUGAACCGAAUAUCCCCAAAUUUGCUGAGACAACUCUUCCAGUUUCAAAAAUUCCAGAAAAUCCAACUAACACACCCGGGCAGUCUCCAUCUCCACCCUGUGCCCCAUCCUACUGGCAUCCUUCUCGUCGAAUUCAGGGCUCCCUGAGAGAUCCAGAAUUUCAGCAUAAUGUGGGAAAAUCAAGGAUGAACAAUUUCCAGUUACCUCAGCAAGAAGCCUUUAAUGAUGAAGAUGAGGACAGAUUAUCUGAGAUUUCUGCUCGCUCUGCAGCUUCUAGUCUCCGGGCUUUUCAAACUCUGGCACGAGCUCAGAGAAGGAAGGAGAAUUUCUGGGGCAAAACAUAAUUAGACAUACAUCUAGUUAAGUUGCUUUUAUCUAGGGGAACCACUGGCAUAAUUUUUCUUUAUUGCUUUACUGUGUUAAGACUGC
Molecule: messenger RNA, 1532 nt
Organism: Eubalaena glacialis (North Atlantic right whale)
Lineage: Eukaryota; Metazoa; Chordata; Mammalia; Artiodactyla; Balaenidae
Product: nuclear protein MDM1-like
Exons: 11
Coding region: 134-1447 (437 amino acids)
Biological process (GO): negative regulation of centriole replication
Molecular function (GO): microtubule binding
Source: RefSeq, a predicted model, not a curated record